GGGUUUUCCACCAAUGCAUUCUGGGACGAAGAAGGUGUCGUUGUAGUCUUCUAAGAAGUCCUUUGGACGUGAGAUGAAUUUUUUGACCCACAUUUUCUCUAUUAGCUUUUCGGGAAUCAUCCAGUGGUAACAACACUGUAAACAAACCAAAGCGGUGAGUUAUUUGGCAUUAAAAUAAAGACACUCGAACGUUUUCAAAGCUGGUGUUAGUUUCGCCAAAACGUUGCGUCUGUUUGUUGAACGUUAGACCGAGUCCAUAAUGGGGAUCCCGAGUUCAUUUUAUCAGUAGUUCUGAUCGUAUCAAGGGUUUUGUUUGUGAUUUUUCUCUUGAAGUACAUCAUACAAGAUACUCAAAGACGCAUAUUUAACACAGACUCAUGUCCUUGUUGAUCUGCAGGGUUCGUGUGUGUUUACCGAGGAGAAAUGGGAGCUGAUAAACGGUGAGUAACAUCAGCGCCAUUUAUAAUUGUAGCCGACAGUGUUUGUUUAGUUGUCGUUCACUUUCUGAGUCAGUCCUCAGAGGGACAAACUGUAAAUUAAUUUAAUGGUUUUCAAUAUAAUAUUUACAUGUUAUUUUACCAUGAUUAUUCCCGUUGGGAUACAAAAUCUCAUUUCCAAGGGAGUCCUGACCACAAUACUGCAAAUCCUAUACCUAAAAAUGAAAUAAAUAACAAUAAAAAACUUAAGAGGCAAUCUAAACCCUCUGGAGUCUGGGGUAUAAUUGGCCGUUUUUUAACUACUUUUGAUCUUACCUUCAUAUUUCCCCUUAAAAACAGUUUACCUUGCCUUGCUUGGUAUCAGAUUUUUCACCUGUGUGAAUCUACAGUUAUUUCAUCAUUUUGACACACUGCUUUAACACAGAGGACCUAAAUUCACACACAAAACACCAAAUCCGAGUGGAAAAAGGUAAUAUUUUUUUACUGUAAAAAUUACAAAUGUGUUUAACAAACCAUCUGCAUAACUUAGACUGCAAAUAUAAAUUGUAAACCUCAAAACAAUUAUAGACAAUUUUAACAAAUAACACAGUGAUUUACCACUAUUUACAUAUAAAUGUAGGCAAUGCAUCAGGCGUUUUUUGUACAAUUAUUCACAAAUCAAUGUAUAGUCUCACAAAUGUCACAUUUUAUUUGUGCCACUACAAAAAAACAGUAAUGUAAAAAAACCUAUGUAGACCCUCCUUCUCCACGUCAGUCCACUUGUAAUUUUUCCAUAAUUCUUUGUUGUUUUUUUUUGCUGCACUUAUGUUUGUGUUACUGUAGAUUAUUCUGACAAAAAAAAGGUCUUUUGGACUGUGGGGGAAAGUGUCUCAACCUGGAUUAAUCAUAACUCUGGUUUUGUUUGGUUUAUCAACACAAUUUAAAAACUGGUAUAUUGUUUGAGGUCCUCACUUUCAGGACAAGUUGAAAUGGAGACUCAGCAAGGCUUCGUCUUGCAGCUACAGCCUCAUAUGUCACAUGGUCAAUCGACUCCAGAGGGUUAAGGGUUUAACUGAGUUCAAGUAUCCAAAAUAGUCUGAUAAAAAAACAAAAGUCUUAUUCAGUUACUUUAAUUUGGAUUGUAGCAUUUCAUAUCUGGUUGGAUGUGAUAAGUUGACAUCAAAAUAUUUUUUAUUUAUUUUUAACAAAACACACCUUUUGUUUGUUUUGCAGCAUAGAAAAUUGGCCUCCAUCCACCCCCAUUCACUAACUGCUUAAUUAGAUUUAGAAUCUAUAAUUAAAACUAACAAACAAAUCCUCUUGAAAUAACUUAGUUCAUGUACACCACAGCCAUGCCGGUGAUCAUAUGGACACAUUGAUGCAGACCACACUCACAUGUUCUGGUCUUGCCCAAAAUUAAGAGUACUGGGAGGAAAUGUGGAAAAGUCUGCAAAAAAUAUUAGGAUAUCAGAUACCCAAAACAUUUAAAUUAUUGUGUUUUGGAAACCUAUCAAAUGAUAUAAUCCGAAGAAAAGAUGAGUACCUGGUUAAAAGUAAAAAGAUAAUCACCAGAUUGUGGUAUAAAGCAGAACCACCAGCUGGGGUGCAGUGGGUGCUCACUGUUGAAGAGAUAUGUGUAAUGGAGAAACUCACAUAUAAAUUAAGAUUACAGGAAACACAAUUUACAGAAAAGUGGGGAAAAUGGACUGAUUUUAGGAGGACAGAAGAAGACACCACCACUAUCACUGGAUAAUAAAGACAUGGAUAUAAGGAGGAUUAAUGAAUGUGAUGAAUUGUUGUGCCCUGUCACUGUAAAUGUUCAGACUUAAAAACAAAAAAUAACUUAGUUCAGCAGAUAUCCCUGUGUACAACAUAGGCGUAGUAUUUCAAUCAUGUCAGUAAGAUCAUGUAUUUACUGAGCAGUUGUCUAAUUCUACCUGUCCUUGUCUCUCUGAUUAGGAUCAGUCGAACAGAACGUAGUGGGAGGUAUGGUUCUGAGCAGCCUCGCGAUGAAUCAGAAUGGCGUGAGAGACGAGAGAGGGACCAGGAGCGGGAUCACAAUAUGCGCCGCUGGGGUGAAGACAGGCGUACUGAUCGCUUUGAAGGAGAUCGACGAGGAUCAAGAGACAGUCCGGAGGUAAGUUAUUAUCUUAUUUUUAGUUCUCUUCAAAAUAAAAGUUAAUUUUUAUUUUUGGUGACAUCUACCUCUGACUGACAUGUUGAUCUUUUAUUUUGAAAGCAAAGAGAAAGAAAACGUCGUAACAGUGAUAGAUCUGAAGAUGGGUAUCACUCUGAUGGUGACUAUCCAGAGCAGGACUACAGAAGAGAACCUGGAGAAGAGAAGAAAAGCAAGACCAUCAUGCUCUGGGGUCUUUCGCCUCAUGUCACCGAGGAUGAUGUGAGUUUUCCUUUUAGCUUCGAAUUAAAUGCCUUCAAAAGAUGUUUGUUUUUGCAUCAUAACCCUGUUUGCUUUUUGUUUUAGAUUUGCUUUGCCAUUGACCAACUUGAGGGGCCGCAGCCCGUGGAUGUCAGGCUGAUGAAAAAGAAAACAGGUGAGAACCUGAUACAUGACGGAUCCCAGCCUCCCCCAGUCUUUGACCAUAGGGCCAAUCUGCUUCCAUUCAGACCCAUUUUCCCAUAGCAGCUAGAGGAGAAUUGUAUCAAGUAACUUGGAUUUUAAAUGUUGAUUCAAGGCGUAUGAUUUCAGUGGAUUGUGGAUCUUUUCAAGGUAAGUAUAAGUAGUAAUAACAGUUCAAGGAAAUCAAUUGGCAGACACACUAUGUGUUGAAGUGUGGUUGAGUAAUUCAGCAGGGUUUUUUUUGCUAUGGUAAAACUCCUAAGGAGUGGCCCACUGUGUACCAAACAGGGCCUGGGUCGUGAAGCAGUUUGUGGAAGAGUUUGAAUAAUAUGCCCAUGGACUCUUAACUAACACGCCUCCCGUCUAUAUUUGAAUGCUGUCUCUAGGUAUAAGCCGUGGUUUCGCCUUCGUGGACUUUUAUCACUUGCAAGAUGCUACCCGAUGGAUGGAGACCAAUCAGGUUGCUUCACAAUCGCCAAGUCUAGUUUUAAUCUUGGGGAUCUGAAAAAAAAAAUAACCCAAAGGCAACCAAAGUGAAAUGAAUAAGUAGUGUGGCAAACCUCAUAGAUCUGUAAAAAAAAAAAAAAAAAGAAGAGUUGUAUGUUUAUGUUCCUGAUUUAUUUAACCAAGUAUGUUGUACAAUUAAGAAAAAAGCAUCAAAGCUGCAUAUUGACUGAUAAUGUGAGAUCAUCUCCACAAGAAGUUAGGAUUAAAGAAAGUAGACACAUCUUUACCUUGUUGAUAAAGGCAUUACCUAUGAUAUUCCAGACUUGCAUAUAUGCCCAGACGUUCCCUUUUAGCCCACCCCUCAUUAGAAGUUUGUAUCUUCUUUUUUUGUUUCUUUUUAAUUGUUUGUUUUGUUCAAACAUUCAAAAAUGUGUGUUAGGGUCACACUUGUACACUUUGCUCCAGCUCAGACUGGGCACUCGGGUCCCAAACACCUAAAGAACCCUCCAUACAUCAUGCUCACAUAUACAUCAUGUGCCUGUCUUGUCUUUAACACAAAGGCUAUCUGUUGGGGGUCCCUCUCCCCCCAUCUCUCCCUUCCAACACUGCUUGCUCAAUUGAUGAGAUGAAUGCCCGCCCCGAACAUUUGAGUAAUUUUGGUUGUCCUCUUGCAGAAACGUCUGACCAUCCAAGGCAAAACUGUGGACAUGCACUACAGUCACCCCAGAAACAAGUAUGAAGACUGGCUCUGCAACACUGUAAGUGUAACCAUCUCUCUUGGUCUCUUGCUCCCACAGAACACCUCACACACACAUUCAGGCCUUUAAAUGACAAUGUUGUAGCCCUGUCAGCAUAUAUUAUGGUGCGGUUUAGUUUGAUAAGCGGUAAAGGUUGGGUUGUAUCUCGGGUAAGUAUGGUAUGCUGUACCAAUAUAGAAUGCCUGUUUUCUGAGGCAGCUCUGUUCAGGGGUUAAGUAGGUGUGUAAUAAAAAUGAUGUGAACGGUUACUUGCAGUGUGGCCUGUACAAUUUCCGGAGGAGGCUGAAGUGCUUCAGGUGUGGAGCAGCCAAAGCUGGUAAGUAGUUAAAUCCAACAAGAGGCCACUGAGUGCAGACAUCCGGGCUGCUGGGAUACAACACAAUGUUUUUGUUGUGUUGUUUCACUCUGAUGUAGGAAAAGUGCACAGAUGGGAAACAGAAUGUAUUCGUUACUCACUGCUUGAUGAUACAUAACUGAGGAGAAAACACUACACAUGAUAGAACUCAGGAAAUAGGCUGUGAUCAAAGCUAUCUGAUACUACAAACACAUUUUUGAGUCAGUGCAGUUUACCUUAUUUCCAGUUUCAAGAGGGUUAUGUUAAUGCACCUCUUACUUUUCUGUUAUUCUCUUAACAGAAAGCGAAAACGGCAAUAGCUCCGGAGCUUCUGAAACGCAGCCCACUGCAGAUUUCUACGGCGACAGUAAGACUUUUGUUUCAGUUUCCUAUUAAUGUCAAAAAUAAAACGACUUGUCAAUUACAUGGUCUGAAUAUUUACUUAAUUCUUGUCAUGUGCAGCGAUCAUCCUGAGAAAUAUCGCCCCUCUGACCACCGUGGAAGCCAUCAUGACAGCUCUGGCACCAUACGCUAAUCUAUCAUCCAACAACAUCCGCCUCAUCAAGGACAAGCAGACAGGCCAGAACAGAGGGUUUGCCUUCGUACAGCUCUCCUCUCCUCUGGUAAAGCUUUCUUCAAUAUGUGAAGAUCUGAUCUCAAACACGCUAUCAUCUGCUCUCUUGAUGUCAGUGUCUCACUAAAAACUGAAUUAACUCUGUGUUCAUAGGAAGCCUCCCAGCUGUUAACCAUCUUACAGGGACUGCAGCCGCCCCUUAAACUGGAUGGAAAGACUAUUGGAGUGGAUUAUGCCAAGAGUGCCAGAAAGUGAGUAUGACAGGCAAUAAUAUCCCUUGGACUAGUGGCACUUAAAAUGUGCAUAAAAAGAAGAUAAAACUUUUCAUUUCCAAGUUAAAAUUCUAAACACACUGCUUUUUCUCCUCUUGCCUGUUUUAGGGAUCUCAUUCUCCCUGACGGCAAUCGUGUCAGUGCCUUCUCUGUUGCAAGCACAGCCAUCGCUGCUGCUCAGUGGUCCUCCAGUCAGGUAGGCCUGUUUUCAUACAGUGUACGCUCAUUAAUCUUCUCUCCAGGCUCAUAAUCAUAAUGCUUGAUCUCUUUUUGUUUACAGCCACAGCAGAGCUCAGAGGGGAUGUCAGAGUACAGCUACCUACAAGAAGGUUACACCCCGAUGUCUCAGGUCAGUAGAAGUAAAAAAAAGCUGUGUGAAUAAGCUGAAGAUCUAAGGAUGUGUGGUAUUGUCAUAGAAUACUGUCUUAGUAUUUUGGGGGAUAUUGCCAAUAAAAAUAAUUGAUCAUAUGUGUUAAAAAGGGCUCUUCAAAGGUCUUGUAUAGUAGCACCUAACUCUUGUUAACAGGACAUUAGAAGAUAAUGAUAGUACAACAGCUGCUCAGCUAAAACUGGGUUUUUGGAAUCAGUAAUUUCAGACCAAGCUUUAAUUAAAGGGUCAUUUUACUUUUUGUUUCUGUGACCGAACAAGAAGCUUGAUGUGUAUCUUUCUCUGAGGGAAGCUGUAGUCAGUAACAAUUCUGAGUGCGUGGAUCUUAAUUCAGUCUUAAUUCCCUUUUAGUUCUGCUCAAACUGUUCAAAUUUGGAGAUUCAGACUUUGGAUGGCAAACUCAAAAUAGUUAGUUUCACAUAAUUAAAACAAUUCCAAUAAAAGCACUAUCUCAGACUACAUUUAUCAAAUCAUAUCUCAUCUCUCAGUCCAAAACUUUGCACUGUUGUAACAUCUGGAAGCGGUAAACAUAAACACAUUUCUUUACACAAGAUUUUUUUUUCUGGUAAAUUUUCCUGUAUGAAUUUUUUAGCAGAGAAACUAGACAAAAGGCUGGAGCUUUAUGGUAUCUCAUAGUAAUGUUUUAAAUAUUCAGUCAAUAAUACUGAUCACUUUAACUUAGUUGGAACAAAUCUGACUUACAUUAUGAUGUUUCGUCACAUAAGAUCACGUUCAAAUAACCUGCUUUUAUUCUCUAGGACUAUCAGAAUUACUACCAGCCAGGAGCUGCAGCAGCAAGCACCUCUCAGGGAAAUGGGAUUCUAGGAGGUAGGAUAUGUCUUUUUUUUUUUUUUUUUUUUUUUUUUUAACCUUAAUGGUAUAUUUUAUUUUCUCAUGGAAUGUUAGAAGGAGUAGAGAAGCAAAUAGCAUUACCUCUUGUAUACUGUUUUGCAUUUUCACAACAGAUAAUUACAUUACACACAGAAAAAAGCAUUUUUUUCUAAAUUGAUGCAUUAGUUUUUGUUUGCAAAUUACGGCAGAUAAACCUUAUUUAUUUAUUUUUUACAUGGAACAGAGCAGUCGCUGACUUUCUGUUGUGUAAAAUAAAUUUUGAUUAGACAAAAAUGAUAUUCUGUGGUUAAGUAAAGAAGGGAUUUAUUAAGAAGUUUUCAGUACAACACUGAGCAAAACUGAAGAGCAUGAAUCCUUAUUUUAGAGCAAUAAUAUCAGUUAAAGCGACCAUUUUCUUUUCUAAUUUCAGCUGCUCCGGGUGUGAAGAUCCUCCCCACUGCAGCUGGAGUUGUCAUCUCACAGGGCGCACAAGUCUACCAACCGCAUAUAAUCGUGCAGCCUGCAGUUCAGGUAACACACUAUUUUUUUCCCGUACACUCUCAAUCAUCAGAUAUAUCCUGCGUCAGUCUGUAAAUAACUAUUGAAUCUGAUUGCAGGCUUUGCCACUUGCCCAGCAGUUGGAGGUGAAACCCCACACGGGACAUCUGCCAGGCGUUGAAGCCGUGCCGAUGCCCGUUGCCACUGUAGCUGCUGCCACGGUUACCACUGCUGGUACACCAUCAGCUUCACAACAGACAGCUGACACCGGCGCUGGUAUGAGAACAUUAGAUCCCUUAAAGCCUGUGCUGUUGAAGGGGUUGUGCACAAAGAGGGAAUCCUUGGGGUCACUUUUGAUGUUUAUUUGCUGACAGCGUAUCCUGGAGGAUCUGGUUCAGCCGGGCUCUUGUCAUAACUAAGAUUUUACUUCAUUCAUUAACGGUGUCUGGUUUUAUGUUUGACAGUUGUUCCUGAUACCUCAAGCUAUCAGUAUGAUGAGACCUCUGGCUAUUAUUAUGAUCCUCAGACUGGCCUCUACUACGACCCGAACACUCAUGUAAGUGACCUCUGUGUGUGAGAAUCCAUCAUAGGUUUGAGAGUCAAAGGAGUAAGCGUUGUCCAAGCUAUGUCCCUUACAUGUAUUUUUGUGUGUUUGCAGUAUUACUACAACUCUCAGACACAGCAGUAUCUGUACUGGGACAGCGAGAAGCAGACAUAUGUCCCCGCUCCGACAGACGCAGCAGCUGGACAAGGUGACAACAUGAACAGCAGUGCAGCAGCAAACAGCAAAGAAUCCAAAGAAGGCAAAGAGAAGAAGGAAAAGCCCAAAAGCAAGACCGCUCAGCAGGUGCGCUUUUCUACUAUAUACACAGCAGCAGUUAUGUUUAUUCCAGAUGUAGCCUGCUCUUAAGAAAUGUAAUAAUUCUUUCUCAAAACUGUUCUGUUCUGUAUCUUUCCAGAUUGCUAAAGACAUGGAGCGGUGGGCGAAAACGCUCAACAAGCAGAAGGAGAACUUCAAGAGCAGCUUUCAGCCUAUCAGCCAAGAGGAAAGGAAAGAGGCAGCAGCUGCUGAUGCUGGUUUCAUCCUGUUUGAGAAGAAGGUAAAGAUUGAAUAUUUUACUACAUGCAGUAUGUGCGGUAUGUUUUAACAGCACAGAUGAAUUGAGCGUAUUUAUUUAUUGUAGCAGGCAGGAGGUUUUGAGAGACUCAUGCCUGACAUGCUGAGGGCAUCCGAGGAGGAGCCAACAACCAGCUCAGCCAACUCCUCAAAGGUGAGUGUUUUCUCCUUUCUUCAGACCUUUUCUCUAGUUUGAUAGCGAUAAUUGUCGAAGCCGUUUUAUUUUUUUAGACCAUGUGAUAUGUUCCUGUUUUCUCACCCGCCUUUGUUUAUCCAUGGUGUGGUUAGCCUGGCCUUGUGGCAGCCUACAGUGGAGACAGUGACCCUGAGGAGGGUGGAGCAGAGUCUGAUGGCGGUGAAGGGGGCCAGAACAAGCUGACGGACUGGACCAAGCUGGCCUGCCUGCUGUGUAGAAGACAGUUUCCCAACAAAGAGAGUCUCAUUCGACAUCAGCAACUCUCCGACCUCCACAAGAAGAAUCUGGAGGUUCUGCGCAGAUCUAAAAUGACUGAAGCAGAGCUGGAAGAGUUGGAGAGAAAAGAGACUGAGGUUAGACUCAAAUACAACACACAGAAUCACCUGGCUGCUGGUAGUCAUAUCUUCCACCCUCAUAAUGUCAAAGAUAUAUAUAUAUAUUUUUUCCUUUUCUGUUUCCAGUUGAAAUACAGAGACAGGGCAGCAGAGAGGAGAGAAAAGUAUGGCAUCCCUGAACCUCCUGCUCCCAAAAAGAAGAAAUUCAGCCAACCCACACCAGUCAUGUAAGAUCUUAUUUUAGAUUUAUGAAUAAAAAAACUGUUUCGGAUUCAUUUUUCUUUCAUUUUAGUGUCUAAAUGUGAUGUUAAGGUGUCCACAUUGUCCUUUCUGUGCAGAAACUAUGAACAGCCGACCAAAGACGGCCUGAACAGUGACAAUAUUGGAAACAAAAUGCUGCAGGCCAUGGGAUGGAAGGAGGGGAAAGGUCUUGGGCGUAACCAGCAAGGCAUCACCACACCAAUUGAGGUAUUCACAACAAUGACCUAGUGGUGUAUGCUUAAUUAUCUCAUCAUGUACUGAUGAUUUGGUUUUCUUCCUCAGGCCCAGUUGAGAACAAAAGGAGCUGGACUCGGCACAAAAGGCACCAACUACACCCUCUCUGCCUCAGACACGUACAAAGACGCAGUCCGCAAAGCCAUGUUCGCCCGUUUUACUGAAUUGGAAUGAGUCCUUCUUCACUCUGAAGCUCGAAUAGUCUUUCAGUUUGAGGUGUCUUCUAUAUCUUCAUCAAACAUGACAAGUGAUCAGGCAUGGCUGCAAUAGAAAGGCUAUUCUCGAACAAUUCCUCCUCAUGUGAAACUUAAUUGCCUUUUUUUGCCGCAAUGGUACAACAAGACAAAGUUAAAAAAAAAAAUCUGCAAUGAAGCCAAUUAAAAAAAGUGAAAAAUGUUAUUUAUAAAUUGUAAAUAGGCAUAAGGAAUUUACUUCUUUAUUAAUUUCUUUUUUUGUUAAUACUCUGUCUCAGCAUGUGAAAAAGAUUGUACAGUUUAUACAAAAUGUCCUCUGUUUGUACAGAAAAUAAAUGACAGAAGUGAUAGACGA
This is a messenger RNA of Xyrichtys novacula (pearly razorfish), 9788 nucleotides long. The record is from the annotation of a GenBank genome assembly. NCBI's taxonomy places the organism in Eukaryota, Metazoa, Chordata, Actinopteri, Labriformes, Labridae.